UUUUCCUGUCCAUGUCUGGUUGUAGUGCACGCUCUCGAGUGGAGCCUUCAUUUGUUUCGCGAAGCGCGCCAAACGCACGCGCGAGUCCGGCCACGGCGCAUGCGUGCGAAACCGCGGGAACAUUCGACCUGUGUUUACUGUUUACGUGCGAUUGUAGGACUUUGCAGUAUUGGAUAUUUUGAUGAUAGUUCAACAUUAUGGGGACUUUAAUGCUUAUCUUAUGCGUUAUACCAUCUUUAGUGACAUCAAUUACGGUGUCAUCAAAUGGAAACAGUCCAGAAGUCAAAAUGUUUGGCGGAAUGAUGGUUGAUAUGCAAAAAGGUUUUGUACCAAUGACGCCUCGCUCAGAAAUGACCCCAUCGGCUACAACUAAUUACGCUAAAAGUAGAAAAAUCAAUCAAAUAAAUUCUACAAAACUUUCCAUAAACGAGAGAUAUAGGAGAUUGAUACCUUACAUGACUUUUUACUAUGCUAAUGAUUUAGUCACACCUACCCCAGAAACAUACAAAAACGUUGAAGUCGAAAAAGCUCAAAUAAUUGAGGGCAGUACCGUUGGUCAAUUGUCGGAUCGUCAGCCUAAGAAAAUAGUAUAUUCAACCUAUAGAAAUAUACCUAGAUACCAAGGCAACAGACUCACCCACUACAAUAUAGCGUCAGCAAAUCCGACUAAAAUAUACAAGGAAGUAACUUACAACCAAGCACCAAAAGUAUCAAAUUACAAUCCCUUUAUAACUGAACACGGUCAUUUAGAACAUCAAGACUUUGGAAGAUUAGCUCAAAAACCCAGCUUUAAACCAAUAAAUGUUCCUGUGGUAGCUACCACUCACAAACCAUAUUUGAAUCUACAACAAAAUGAGGAUCCCGUUAAUAUACAGUAUUAUUUUUCGGAAAAAGAUCAUACACCGAAGUAUAAAUUAGUGCCUUACGACCAAACUCCUCCUGUAAAAGUAUUACCCCAUAAUGAACAUGUUUAUGACGCUCCUAAAAGACCAGUCUCAGUACCUGUGAUAGCCUCAAAAGAACAAGUUUACAUAAAGCCUAGGCCGAGACCACAAUAUGUGUAUGAAGAUGUAGAGGUCCAGCAGCAAAUCACGAGGAAGCAACCAUCGAUAGUGUCGGAGAAUUAUUACGAAAAGCGACCUAGCAUCGAUGUAUCAAAGCCCGAUAUCCUCGGCGGAUUUAAACCUAUUGUCAGUUAUACUCAACCUACGGAAGCUCCAGUUUAUACAACUUUGCCCGAGCAACCACUGCCCCAUUUCGAAAGUCAGAAACAACAACCUAUCCAAGUGAUUGAAACGACAUCCAUUACAGAAGUUAACCAUUACAGGCCGAACUACUACGAGUAUAUUGUUGAGCAACCAACCUACAAACCUGUGCCGGUCAGCCCUGCUAUUCCAGCGAGUUCGAUGACCAUAGGAGAUCUAUUGAACUCAUUGCAAUUGAAUAAAUCAAUUCCCAAACCUAUAACGAGAGAAAAUGUCGCAUCCUCAAUAAGGACGUUACUGCAAGUGCUGAACGCAUUAAAAGCGAUGCCACAACAGAACGAAGUAGACGUGCCCAUAUUGAGCACGCCAAAGCCAUUCGUUGCACCUGAAACAGUUGAAGUGACAGUGAAGCCAGUGAUAAAAGUUACUCCAGCCCCCGUGGCAAGUGUUGAGGAUCUCCACGAAGAACAAUAUCUAGCGCCUGUUAACCAGCCUUCGCAACAUAUCGACGGUGACGAUUACCACAGAGAGGUGACGAGUUCCCAGUCGUUCCCGCUGCGCCCGCACUCGGAUGACGAGGGCGGGACGCCAGGCCGGCCGGGCGUGGACUACCCUGUGCUCACCGUCAUCCCCCCCACGACCUUCAACUGCAAGACGCAGCGCUAUAAAGGCUUCUUUGCGGACCCGGAGACCCGCUGCCAGGUGUGGCACUACUGCGACCUAAACGGUGGCCAGGCGUCGUUCCUCUGCCCGAACGGCACGAUCUUCUCUCAAGCCGCGCUCACGUGUGACUGGUGGUUCAACGUGCGCUGCGCGUCCACGGCGCAGCUCUACGUGCUCAACGAGAGCCUCUACAAGUACAUCCUGCCGCACUCGCCCAAGUUCCCGGAGGACUACAGCGGCCCGCUAGUCGACAAAUACCUAACACUGAAAUUUAAAGAAAUGGAAGAACAGUUCAAGAAAAACAAAAAUAAGAGCACAGCAUCCGAGAAAAUCGAUUCCGACGAAAACGUGUCCACUGAGGAAUCGAGCGAGAAAAAUUCAGGCGAGAGCGAGGAACAAACUCACACGAGUGAAGUUAGCGUAAGCGAGCCAAGCGUCAUCGUGGCCUCGCCGGGAAGCAGUGGCAAUGUCCAGAGGCUAGAGGAGUAGUACUGUGUAUAAAACAAUAUCCGAUUCACUAAAUUUUGCAGCAUUUUUAGCCAAGGUCCGACAGAACAAUGACCUUGCGCCGAAUAUUAAUAGACGCGAUAGUGUAGGCUAGGCGUCAUAGACUGUGAUAGAGCUAGACUCAUCAGUUUUACUAAUAUCUAUAUAUCUAUUGUGUAAAUCAUUUUAGCAUUGUACUAAAUAUUAAUAUGCUUGAAUGUCAAUAACUAGACAUGAUUUGCCAUUUAGCUAAGUUAAUAUUUAUAUUUAAAUAAGUUUGUUGCAAUGACAAUAAUUUAAGGAUUAAACUUGCCAUAUUUUGCCAUGUUUAAUUCGGAUUUUGAGAGCGAAAUGUCAUUACUCAUUAGGAAAUUGUCCAUGUAUGUGUUGUAAAAUGAGCGUGUAUGUGAAAACGAAAUAUUUUAUAAAUGUGGUAUACUUAGCUAGUGAAUAUUUAAAUGUAUUGUAAUUAGUUAAUAGGUCAUUGUAACUAGCGCUCGAAGUACAUUACCUGCCCUUGUCAAUUAAAAAUGUGAUUAAAGUAUAGGUGUAUAUAAUACCGAAAAAGGCAGAAAACUCCUAAACUAUUAAGUUUAUGUGCAAUAAAUUGUAUUAUUAAAUGUUAUGUAUAAUAAUUCAUUAAUAGGUGGACAUUAUACCACCUUACUUUGAAUUACAUUAUAUAGGUAUAACCAAAAUACUAUUUUUAUUCACCUG
Molecule: messenger RNA, 3071 nt
Organism: Leguminivora glycinivorella
Lineage: Eukaryota; Metazoa; Arthropoda; Insecta; Lepidoptera; Tortricidae
Exons: 5
Coding region: 198-2357 (719 amino acids)
Cellular component (GO): extracellular region
Molecular function (GO): chitin binding
Source: RefSeq, a predicted model, not a curated record